AAACAUUCAAAUCAUCAAACCAACUAUUCAGCAAUCUAAAUACCAGAGUACCAAUUCAUCAUCACAAAAAAAGACAAACAUAGUUUUUAGAAGUAAGAAGAAAUUAAAUAAAAAUGAGUUCAAGCAGGAGAGCAUGGAUAGUAGCAGCCAGUGUUGGAGCAGUAGAAGCUUUAAAAGAUCAGGUUGGAUUGUGCAGAUGGGAUUAUCCAUUGAAGUGUUUGGCACAGCACACAAAGAAUAACAUGAGAUGUUACUCUCAAGCUAAAAAACUUUCAUCUUCACUUAUUGCAAAGUGUGAAAAGACAGAGCAAUCUGAAGAAUCUCUGAGAAAAGUUAUGUAUUUGAGCUGUUGGGGUCCAAAUUGAACAUUUUAGCAUAGUGGUAAAUGAGACAGAAAAAGAAAAGUGUAAAUAGGACAAAGAUUGUACUAGUUGAAGGGCAUGCCAUUUUAAAGAUAAGCAUGUAUCUGUAAUCUUAUGUGAUACUAUAUGAAUAGAGUUGUUAUUUUGGUGAAAUUGAUACAUUAAUAGAUCAACUAAUUGCA
Molecule: messenger RNA, 544 nt
Organism: Solanum lycopersicum (tomato)
Lineage: Eukaryota; Viridiplantae; Streptophyta; Magnoliopsida; Solanales; Solanaceae
Source: RefSeq, a predicted model, not a curated record